UCUCUCUCUCUCUCUCCUCUCGCUCUCUUUCCUCUGUUUCGUUUCAUUACCAAUCUCCAGACAUUUCUUCAACAUUAACGUGGGUCCUUCAAUCUCUUGAAGGACCCCACCAUUGUUAAUCCCCUCACAAAAAUUUUCCCUUUUUUUUUAUUUUUUUGAAUAUUAGGUUUUUAGAUUUAUACGAAAUGAUGAAUUGUUUCCCCUGUUUCACUUCACAAAAGAGUAGUAUUCCUCCUUCUGGGAAUGAGACUAGCGAAAACAAUGAACAAGAAGUCAGACCACCACCUGUUGCGGCGGUAAAACAUAUAGAGGAAAGAGAAACAGAGCAACCACCGGUUAAAACAUUCAAUUUCCGGGAACUAGCGACGGCCACCAAGAACUUCCGGCAAGAAUGUCUUCUCGGAGAAGGUGGUUCCGGUAGGGUUUACAAAGGAACCCUUCAAUCUACUGGCCAGUUGGUAGCUGUAAAGCAGCUAGACAAGCAUGGACUACAUGGUACCAAAGAGUUUCAAGCUGAAGUCUUAUCAUUGUCCAAACUCGAACACCCGAAUCUCGUCAAGCUUAUAGGAUACUGCGCCGAUGGAGACCAACGCCUUCUAGUCUUUGAAUACGUCUCCGGAGGUUCCCUUCCAGACCAUCUUUUCGAGCAAGAGCCAGGCCAGAAACCGAUCGACUGGCUCACGAGGAUGAAGAUUGCCUUCGGUGCAGCGCAAGGAUUGGACUACUUGCAUGAUAAAGUGAAUCCACCGGUGAUAUACCGUGACUUGAAAGCUGCUAACAUCUUGUUGGACGAUGAGUUUUACCCUAAGCUUUGUGAUUACGGUUUGAAUAACCUAGCACCCGGGGCAGGUGACAGCAUGUUUCACUCUUCAUGUGUUAUGGACACUUAUGGCUACUCCGCGCCUGAGUACACUCGAGGGGAGGAUCUCACUGUCAAGUCGGAUGUUUAUAGCUUUGGAGUUGUGUUGCUUGAACUCAUCACUGGUAGAAGAGCUGUUGACACCACUAAACCUAAUGAUGAACAGAAUCUAGUUGCUUGGGCACAACCGAUAUUUAGAGACCCGAAAAGAUACCCGGACAUGGCGGAUCCUCUACUGAAGAAGAACUUCUCAGAGAGAGGGAUAAACCAAGCAGUGGCGAUAACAUCAAUGUGUCUACAAGAGGAACCAACUGCUCGUCCUUUGAUAAGCGAUGUAAUGGUUGCGCUUAGCUUCCUUUCGAUGUCUACGGAAGACGGUAUUCCAGACGCGGUGCCGAUACUAUCCUUCAGGGACAAGAGCAUGUCCAUUGCUUUGAGCAGACACGGUUCUUGUUCUGUAACUCCCUUUUCUCUUCUUCAGAAAGAGGGAGAUGAGGACUCGUCCAGUGUUUCAUCAGAGUCAGAAGAUGAUGAAAAGAAAGAAGAGUCAAAGGGAAGUAAGAAGAAGCAAAAGGAGGAUUCAGAUGAUGAGUCUGGUUCAGAUGAUGAGAAGGGUCAAGAAGAGGUAGAGAAACCUGGAAGCUCUAAGAGCAGUUCCUCUGACUCUGGAAGCGAGAGAGCAAGUCCCAUUGAUGAAAGUAACGCAACUGCACAGAGUUUGGAGAUAAAGUAUAGUUAUAGCUCUGAGGAAGAAGAAGAAGAAGAAGAUAACGAGAGGUUAAGCAGCUCUAAAUCUGAUAAAGAUUGCACUUCUUUUCGGUAUGACAGCGAGAGGAAUCACGAUGAUUCGCCUAAGAACACAAGCAUUGCUCAUGAUGAUCAUAGUGAUGAUGAUGAUGAUGAGGAUCAUGAAACUCGGCUUGAGGACAUUCAUAGCUCAAAAUCUGAAGCCCACAGUGUUUAUUCAGAUGAUGAUGAUGAUGAUGCAGGCGAGGAAAGUGGUGAGUCGUCUUUGAAUAGGGCUGAACCAGAGGAAGGUGACCACGGUUCUUCUGAUGAAGAGUGAAUCUUUGUCAAUAAGUUUUUCUCAGAAGUUUAUAACAUUUGCAACAUGAAAAAAAAAAAUUUGUUUCAAUUUUUUCGUUUUGAAACAACACAAAAUUGUCACAUAAAUCUAAUAUACAUAU
This is a messenger RNA of Brassica oleracea var. oleracea, 2046 nucleotides long. RefSeq names its product serine/threonine-protein kinase CDL1. Bases 186 to 1925 code for a protein of 579 amino acids. The record is from RefSeq and is a predicted model, not a curated record. The transcript is spliced from 5 exons. Gene Ontology annotation, biological process: protein phosphorylation. NCBI's taxonomy places the organism in Eukaryota, Viridiplantae, Streptophyta, Magnoliopsida, Brassicales, Brassicaceae. Gene Ontology annotation, molecular function: protein kinase activity; ATP binding.